AUGGAGAAUGACGCCUCGAAUGUUACUGAACUCGAUGUCGCUAAAUAUCUCGAGAGUCGACAACGAGAACAAGCAGACUUCAUUUCCAUCGCAUUUGAUACGAUCUCCGCUUCAGCAACGACUACAGCAUUAAUAGAAUAUUCACCUUUCGCUGUAAAAACGAAGAAAAUCAUUGCUCGCGACUUGUUUUAUCUCGAUGGUGGUGGCAAUUAUCUCGAUGGAACAACCGACAUGACACGCACUCUUCAUUUCGGACAAGCGACACAAGAACAAAUUCAAUGUUAUACUCUCUUAUUAAAAGCGAUUCUUUUCAUUGAAAUGACUGGAUUCCCAUCUGAUGACACUCUCACUGGACGUUAUAUUCAUUCAUUGUUGAGAGCGCAAUUCGUUUCUAUUAGCGAUUCAAAUCAACAUCUCUCAUUCGGUCAUGGAGUAUCACAUGGAAUGGGAGUCAUUGAAGGUGGCAUCUCCAUUAGUGAUAAUCAUUCUUUUGCUACUUCGAUUCCCAUCAGAUCCGGAAUGGUGGUCACCCUUGAACCUGGAAUUUACUUCGAGGAAAAAUGGGGUAUUCGACUGGAGAAUGUCUAUGAGAUCAUUGAAGAUGAUCAACAUUUGAUUCAUUUCAUCCCAUUAACUUUGUUGCCUUAUUCUCGUCCAUUGAUCGAUGUCAAUCUUCUUAAUCCAGAAGAAAUGAUGUGGAUUAAUACUUAUCAUCAACGAUGUCUUCAGUAUGUUGACGGAGGAACAUGGAUGAAACAAGAGAUUGAUCUUUUCCUCUAA
This is a messenger RNA of Rotaria sp. Silwood2, 780 nucleotides long. NCBI's taxonomy places the organism in Eukaryota, Metazoa, Rotifera, Eurotatoria, Philodinida, Philodinidae. The record is from the annotation of a GenBank genome assembly.